Molecule: messenger RNA, 5900 nt
Organism: Pectinophora gossypiella (pink bollworm)
Lineage: Eukaryota; Metazoa; Arthropoda; Insecta; Lepidoptera; Gelechiidae
Gene: DAAM
Product: disheveled-associated activator of morphogenesis 1
Exons: 23
Coding region: 324-3854 (1176 amino acids)
Biological process (GO): positive regulation of actin filament polymerization; actin cytoskeleton organization
Molecular function (GO): small GTPase binding; actin binding
Source: RefSeq, a predicted model, not a curated record
ACCUGUCGCCUUUCUGCGCGGACGCACGCCGUCGGUCGACAUGCGCGCGCCUAAUCGAUCCACUCGACCAAGAUUGAAUCGAAGUUAGACGCGAGAUCGGUUCCGAAUUCAAAAGUACCGGAUUCAAUGCCCAGUGGGACAGUGUUUGUGUUGUGACAGUUAUAAUCUUCUUGUGGUCUGGAUUGUGCUUUAUGAGAAUUUGCAAAUGCGGGUAUUGUACCUAUUUAUGUGGAUUUCCAAAGCAUCCUACGUUUUGACUUAAACCAGUGAAACUAUAGAGUUUGUGUGUAUUGUGCAAUGUGACCAGGUAAACGACCAGCAUCAUGUGCAGCAAGGAACAAAUCGACCAUAUCCUCGGGAAGAUCAAUGUGGGCCUGCCGUCGUGGUCUCGCGGCGUGGCGGCGGCGGAGGCGGCGCGGGCGCGCGUGGUGCGCUGGGCGCGCGACGCGUGCGGCGCCUGCGACGAGCCCGAGCCUGACCCGCCGCGCAAGAAGAUGCCGCAUGCGCUGCGACGCCGGUACCUGCUCUGCCCCUGUCUGCAGAAUGACGAGCCCCCAGAGAUCACUUACUGUGUGGUGGGCGGCGAGGGGGGCUUGGCGCUGCAAGCGGUCACCCCCACCCACCCUAUGCCGCCGCAAGAUGAGCUGGACGCCAUGUUUGCUGAGCUUGUGGAGGAGCUGGACCUGACAGCAGUGAACAAGGCAGCGAUGAUGGAGCUCCCAGCAGCCAAGAAGUGGCAGAUCUACUGCAGCCGCCGCCCGCCCCCGGGGCAGGCGCCGCCGCUCGCCAGCGCGCCUGAGGUCGAGGACUACAUCAAGGCUCUUAAUGAGAUCGCAGAUGCUUUCGCGUCAUCAGAGAGCAGCACAACAGCUGAGACGUGCGCGCUGGUGGACGGGCUGAAGACGGCACUGCGCACACGCGCGCAUAGCUUCGUGCUGCGGUUUAUCAAAAAUGGCGGCCUGGGCGCGCUGCUCGACGCCUUGCAACGCGCCCCACCUGACCACGCUGCGACCAGGCAUAACCUGAUCGCUGCUAUCAAGGCGCUUAUGAACAACUCUACUGGCCGAGCGCACGUGCUGGCGCAUCCGACGAGCAUCGACCUCAUUGCGCAGUCGCUGGACACAGACAACGUGAAGACCAAAGUGGCGGCGCUUGAAAUACUUGGCGCUGUCUGCCUCGUGCCCGGAGGACAUAAGAAGGUUUUGGAAGCCAUGGUGCACUACCAGAAGUACGCGGGCGAGAGGGCUCGGUUCCAGGGCAUAGUCAACGAGCUGGACCGCAGCACUGGCGCGUACCGGGAUGACUUGGGCGUCAAGACGGCCAUCAUGUCUUUCGUCAACGCGGUCCUCAACUACGGACCGGGAGAGGAUAGCUUGGAGUUCCGCCUGCAUUUACGAUACGAGCUCUUGAUGUUGGGGAUACAACCAGUGAUAGAAAAACUUCGCAAGUACGAGAACGAAACCUUGGACCGGCAUAUUGAGUUCUUCGAGAUGGUGCGCAUGGAGGACGAGCGCGAGCUGGCGAGGAGGUUUGAUAAGCAGCAUGUCGACACGAAGAGUGCUUCAGCGAUGUUCGAGCUGCUUCGCCGCAAGCUCAGCCACACCGCUGCUUAUCCUCAUCUUCUGUCCUUAUUAGGACAUUUGCUUAUGCUGCCGUUGGAGUACAGCCCGCAGUCACAGCACUGGCUGAUGCUGGACCGCGUGGUGCAGCAGCUGGUGCUGCAGCAGCCCGGAGCCGGCAGCCGCGCCGCCAGCCAACAAGACUCGCACGCCGCGCACACGCACCCCACCAAGGUUUACGAUCCCGAUGUGGCGCCUCUAGAGAUCAAUGUGGGCGAGAUAGUUCACCUGCUGGCCAAAGAGGAGGAGCUGGUCGAAGCCAGGUCUAAGGCUGAGAACUUGGAGAAGGAGAACGUGGACCUGGCCACGGAGUUAGCCAAAAAGGAGAAGCAGUGCGACCAGCAGACGCAAGAGAGAGAAGAGUUGGAGGGAGUCGUGGCGAGGCUGAAAGAGAGACUGGAGAAAGAAACAGCGGCACACAUGGAGUGCGCAGAGAGGGCGCGCGCCGCCGCCUGUAGGACCCACCAGCUCGAACAACAGUUGAAUCAGGAGCGAGCUGAAAGGGCGCGAUUUGAGAAACUAGUCAGUGAAGGAAGCAUACCUGAUGAUGCCAAAGUUAGCAACCUAAAGAGCGCAGUGAUCGAGACAUGCGGCGCGCCACCGCCCCCGCCGCCGCCGCUGUGCGCGCUGGCGCCGCCCCCGCCGCCCCCCGCGCCUGCGCCCGCGCCGCCCCCCGCGCCGCUCGCGCCACUCGCCCCCACCGCACCCAAACCCAAAAAGAACGUCCCAACCCCAGGAAACCCCCUCAAAAGCUUCAACUGGAGCAAACUGCCAGACGCGAAGCUCCAUGGAACCAUUUGGCAGGAACUCGAUGACACAAAACUGUACAAUACGAUGGAUCUCCACACUAUUGACAAGAUGUUCUGCGCGUACCAGAAAAAUGGAGUUCAAAAUGAGGGUUCAGUAGAAGACCUACGGCAGCUGGGAGCCAAGCCUCGAACCAAGAUCCUGUCCGUCAUCGACGGCCGUCGUGCCCAGAAUUGCACCAUCCUACUCUCCAAACUGAAGAUGUCAGACGAGGAGAUCUGCAGGGCGAUCCUACGAAUGGACAGCUCGGAGCAGCUCCCCCUGGACAUGGUGGAGCAGCUGCUCAAGUUCACGCCCAGUGCCGAAGAGGCUGCGCUGCUCGAUGAACACCAGGACGAGCUCGACAGCAUGGCGCGAGCUGACCGGUUCCUCUACGAGAUCUCCAAGAUCCCGCAUUACUCGCAGCGUGUGCGCACGUUGUUGUUCAAGAAGAAAUUCACGGCGGCGGCGGCCGAGGCGUCGGCGCGGGCGUCCGUAGUGCUGCGGGCCGCGCGGGAUAUGACGCGCUCGCGCAGGCUACGGGCGCUGCUCGAGGUGGUGCUGGCGCUCGGGAACUACAUGAACAGGGGCGCGCGCGGCAACGCAUCGGGAUUCCGGUUGUCGUCUCUUGGCAAGCUGGCCGACACCAAGUCCAGCGUGGCGCGACACACCACGCUGCUGCACUACCUCGUCGAAAUGCUGGAGACGCCGCAGUUCAAAGACAUUCUAUUCCUGGAGGAGGACCUGCCCCAUGUUAGGCAGGCCGCUAAGGUGUGCGUCGAGCAAUUGGAGAAAGACGUCACCGCGCUACGGAAUGGACUUAGAGAGGUGCAACGCGAGCUGGAGUAUCACGCGGGGCUGGGCGCGCCCACCGCCCACGACAUGUUCCUGCCCGUCAUGAGGGAGUUCCACGCCCACGCCGUCUGCACGUUCACUCAGCUCGAGGAUCUCUUCCAGGACAUGAAGAGCCGCCUGGAGGCGUGCGCGCACGCGUUCGGCGAGGAGGCGUCGUCGUCCCCCGAGCAGCUGUUCGGCGCGCUGGCCGCCUUCCUGGCGCAGCUGGCCGACGCGCGCGCCGACUGCGCCGCCGCGCGCCGCCGCCGCGACGACGACGAGCGCCGCACGCGCCACGAGCAGGAGCUCAAGAAGCGAACGAUGGAACGCAAGCAGGCGUCAAGUCUGCUCAGUUCAGUUGGCAAAUCUCUUGGUAAGUCCAACGGAUCAGCUGACUGCAACGGCCACGCGAACGGGGACACCUCCAGGGACGGAACCCUCACCAACGGGCAGAAGGGAGAGUUCGACGACCUCAUCUCCGCGUUGAGGACCGGCGACGUCUUCGGAGACGACGUAGCCAAGUUCAAGAGGUCCAGGAAGACCAAAGGCAAAGGUCGAGACUCCCCACCGAAAGGCGUCAACCGAGAAGACUCCAGAGAACGACAGAAGAACUAAGGAUUUGAUGAGGAAUUAGGGUUGUGUCUGAAGAUUUAUAUAUCGUCACCUUAUGGCGAACAUCAUAAGUGCCUUAUUGAAAAAUUAACGGCCUUUGUGGUCCAGUGGUUGAGCGUUGGGCUAACGAUCCGGAGGUCCCGGGUUCGAAUCCCGGUGGGGACAUAUCACAAGAAUCAUUUUGUGAUCCCUAGAUUUGGUUAGGACAUUACAGGCUAAUCACCUGAUUGUCCGAAAGUAAAAUGAUCAGUGCUUCGGAAGGCACGUUAAGCCGUUGGUCCUGGUUCAUACUUACUGAUGUAAGUGAGUAAUCUUUACAUGACCUUUGGCGAGUUAAUAGUAACCCUGACACCAGGGUUGCUGAGGUUGGUAAUCCACCUCACAACCCACACGAUAGAAGAAGAAGCAGAUUGAAUCACAUUCGGUUGUGAUUUUUCUUGACAAAGCUAGUUUCAGUCCAAUUAAAAAUUGUGGUCUAAAUUUUUACCCUAAUUGAAAUGAAUUGGAAGAAAACAGGUUUAAAAUAAAAAAUUUCGAAAAGGCGCUUAAAUGGUUUUCACUUUAAGGUGACGUCAACCAACCUCGUAGGAGUAGAGGUCAGAUAGUCAACAUUAUGUUAUAAGUAGGACCUAACUAACCAGUUAAUGAGAAUGAAGAGUGUCUUUCAUAGAAAGAGAUAGAUGUAUCGCUUGCGUACGCGAACGUCCCCGAAAGUGUGACAACGAAACGAAUAGGGCGUCUAAAAACGUCAAAUUGAAGUAAUUCGCCUUAAAAAGAAAUAUUUUGCGCAUAUAAACUGGGCACCCUCAGGCCUGUUGUCUUAAACGUUGUACCGGGUGAGAGCCUUCAGCGCUCCCCAUUUGUCCGGCCAAGUAGUUAAUGCGAUCUGCGGCAAAUCUACAAUAAGUCACGUCAAAAAAAAACCCGCAUAUAAAAGUCCAAAAAAGUAGAUGGUUCCGUGCUUCAGAAGGCGCGUUAGGGUGCUACCAGACCAAUCGAUCGAUCAUCGAUCGACAGCAUCGAUCGAUGGUAGAAUAGAAUAGUCGACGUCGAUCGAUAGUUUCUACCAGACCGACGGAUCGAUUAUUGUCAUCGCCCGGCAAUCGAUCGAUUGCUUAAUCGAACAGUAUCUGUCGAUCAAUUAAAGUUACCAGACCAGUCGAUCAACUUCGAUCGACGAUGAUCGAUGCCGUCGAUCGAUGAUCGAUCGAUUGGUCUGGAAAGCACCCUUAGGCCGUCGGUCCCGGGCUACUAGCUCAAACACUACAAACCCGCACUGAAGCAGCGUUUUGGAGUAUGCUCCAUACCCCCUCCGUUUGAUUGAGAGGUCUGUGCCCAGCAGUGGGACUUUUAUGAGCUAUUUUAUGUCAUUUAUGCGCAAUGCCAACAGAAGUGAAAAAAUAGCAAUAUUGCUUUUUUAGGUGAAUUGCUCCAAUGUGUCUUUUUAACCGCCUCAGAUUUUUUUCUUUUAUAAAUGUAACUCGCUGUCUCUAUCACAAAUACGGUGCCUAAUUUUUGGAACAUUUUUGUUCUCACCAUGAAUUUUUGACGAAGCUUUUGCAGUAACGACUGAGAAAGCCUAAGACUGGCAGGAUAUUCCAUAAUUACUAUAGAUGUUUUAUAAGCAAUGUGUGAUUUGAGUAACCAUAGAUAGAGUGUAUUGUUUUUUUUAAUAGUGUGUUUAUCAUGUACCAGAUAAAGACAAAACUAACGGAAGUUCUUUACAGAUUUAUUUUAUUUUGGAAUGGAAAAAGCACUGAUUUAAGUACGUUCUUACAUAGGCGCUAUAAUGUAUAUAAUUAAACCGAUCUGCAUAAAACGCCCGUGUUACUUAAGUAUCAAAACAGCUUGAGUUAUGUAGGUACUACCUACAUUUUUUCUCUGUAGCCUAAUUAAUGUCCCAUUGCUGGGCAAAGGCCUCCCCCUUCUCUUUCCAACCUUCCCUAUCUUGGGCAUCGUUCCGCCAGGUGUGCCGGAAGGCGUCCAGCUCGUCCCUCCACCGUCGUCGUGGUCUACCUCGUCGUCGACGACCCUGUGGGGACCAAUCAG